This is a messenger RNA of Magallana angulata, 678 nucleotides long. RefSeq lists its product as uncharacterized. The transcript has 3 exons. Bases 1 to 678 code for a protein of 225 amino acids. The record is from RefSeq and is a predicted model, not a curated record. Lineage: Eukaryota; Metazoa; Mollusca; Bivalvia; Ostreida; Ostreidae.
AUGAUCACCGAACUCCUGAAUUUCACUGAUGCCCACAAACGCUGUCAAGAUGAGGGUGGGAUACUGGCCGAGAUUCCGGACAUGGAGGCACAGAGAGCCAUAAAUGAGAAGUUCCCAUUCUACUGUAAUCCUGAUAUCUGGAUCGGUGUGAAUGACAUUGAAGAAGAAAAAAACUUUGUGAACAUGUUAAACGAAGCAGUUAGUUAUAAAAACUGGUAUUCAGGUGAACCAAACAAUAAAGACCCUAAGUUUAUUGAUGACGACGGUGAUUGUGUACGGAUUUCAUCGGGAGUUUGGCGAGACGCAUCCUGUUCUAAUACCUUCCCUGCCCUCUGUUCUCAAAGACAAACCAUUGAGUGUAAGUGUCCCUGUUCAAGAAUGAAGAAUCGGGUCAUUAUCAAAAACGAGGAAGAGUUACUAACGAAGAUCGACAAAAUGAAAAAGGAACUCGCCGUCAAAAUAUCCCUGUUGUCUAGCUCCAUCCGGAAGAAGACUUGCGCCGUAGAUCCACGGCCGUCCGCCUCCAUCGUCGGCGGUACCAUAAGCGUCGUAAUCAUUGCUACAGUCGUCGGUCUUAUUAUUCUGAGUGAUCUCACUCGGGUGAUUAACUUCUGCUGGAAAAUCAUCUUAAAACGUUGUAAUAGAAAAACAAGAGCGGCGCAGAAAGGAAUGGUUUAG